CUACAUUAUCCUCCACAUGUGUUUCCACAGUAUCCUUGAUGAAGACCUUUACUGUCUAUGAAGAAGACACACAUGCACUUCAGAGCAGAUUUGCCUUUUAGAUAACCUCUCUAUUCCCUCAGCACCGGGAGAUGCCGCGUUAUGAGCUGUCCGUGAUCCUGAAGGCGAUGCAGAGGCCGGAGACCGCGGCGGUGUUGCGGCGUACGGUGGAGACGCUGUUCGAGCGCGGCGCGGUGGUGCGGGGUCUGGAGAACCUCGGGGAACGCAGGCUGCCCUACAACAUCUCCAAACACAACUGUCUCCACACGCACGGAGGAUACUUCUCCGUGGACUUCCACGCCUCGCCGAAUAUCGUCAGCGGGCUGUUAGAGCACCUCGAACGAGACAUUGACGUGCUGCGUCCGACUGUCCUGAAGAAAGACGACGAGGUUUCCGAGGCGCAGUGUUGUGGCCUACAGAACAAGAAAGCAAAGAGUACAUCCCGUUAAAUGACUGUGAAGAUUGCCUCAUCUGCUGGAGUAUGUGAACGGACAGCAGCCUUUUUAUGGUUUUGCAGCAGUGCAUUUACUUCAGCUAAUGAUGUGUAUUUCUGCAAAGAACUCUGUACAUAUGAUAUUUUCUCAGGAUCAAUAUUGUUUUUGGAGUAUUUAAUUUUAGAAUGACAGAAUCUGCUUUAAUAAUUACAUGCUCAGAAAUAAAUCAUUUGAAAUUCUUUUUUUCAGUUUAUAGCAGUCAUUCUCUUCCACUAAAAAGGGACACGUAUAAAGAACUACAUUUAAGUGGAGUAGAGGAACGCUAUGUAAUAAAUGAUUUAUCCUCAGGA
Pimephales promelas (fathead minnow) is the source of this 823-nucleotide messenger RNA. It is a transcript of the gene mrps6, whose product is annotated as mitochondrial ribosomal protein S6. Gene Ontology annotation, cellular component: mitochondrial small ribosomal subunit; ribosome. Gene Ontology annotation, biological process: translation. The record is from RefSeq and is a predicted model, not a curated record. Gene Ontology annotation, molecular function: structural constituent of ribosome; small ribosomal subunit rRNA binding. NCBI's taxonomy places the organism in Eukaryota, Metazoa, Chordata, Actinopteri, Cypriniformes, Leuciscidae.